Clunio marinus is the source of this 3189-nucleotide messenger RNA. The record is from the annotation of a GenBank genome assembly. NCBI's taxonomy places the organism in Eukaryota, Metazoa, Arthropoda, Insecta, Diptera, Chironomidae.
AUGCUAGUCAAACUUCUUACUGCUAGAGCUAAAAGAGCUUUACAAGAUUCAUUGACAUUUGCAUUACCGAAAGUAAAAGUUAAAGUCAAUCAAGGAAUUGUUCGCGGAUGCAUUGAAAAAUUACCGAACGGUAAACCAUUUCAAAGAUUCCUUGGCAUUCCAUACGCAAGACCACCGAUCAAUGAAUUAAGAUUCAGAUCACCACAAAAGUUGUUAAAAUUUGAUCAGGAAGAAAUCGAUUGCACAAGAGAAGGAGACGCAAGUUUCCACCGAAGUGGAUUUCAUCAAAAAUAUGUUGGAUCGGAAGAUUGCUUGAAUUUGAAUGUUUAUGUUCCACCUACUGCUAGCCCAUCAAAUAAACUUCCUGUCAUGUUGUUCAUUCAUGGUGGAGGAUUUGCUUUUGACAGCAACAGUCGAGAUUUUUAUUCACCGGAGUACCUUUUAAUGGAAGAUGUCGUAGUGGUCACCAUUAAUUAUCGUUUACAAGCACUAGGAUUUCUAUGUCUUCCAAAUAAAGGAAUUCCUGGCAAUGCAGCAUUAAAAGAUCAACAAAUGGCACUUGAAUGGGUUUACGAAAAUAUUUCAAACUUCCACGGCGAUCCCGAAAAUAUUUGUUUGUUUGGAGAGUCAGCUGCUGCUUCUGGGAUUCAUCUUCAUCUCAUGAAUUCAAAAUCGAAGAAAUUCAUCAAAAGUGCCAUUAUGCAAAGUAAUUGUGCACUUGCCGAUUGGUUCAUGCAAAAAGAUGGAGAAGAAAAAUCAAGAAAGCUUGCAAAGCUUUUAGGUGCGACUGGAAGUUCAGACGAUGACUGCCUAGAUGCUCUUAUGAUGGCUUCUGCUCGAGAGAUUUAUGAUAACAAUGGAAAAGUUAUUAAUCCCGAUGAGAUCAGAAGGAAUUUGCCAUUCGUAUUUAAACCUGUUGUCGAACGAGAAGAUUCAGAAGAUCCUUUCAUGACUGAAGAUCCAUUAACACAAUUAAAGACGAAGCAAAUUGAUGUUCCAAUCAUCCUCGGAAUGAAUGAUGGUGAUGGAAUGACGAUGGGGAAUUAUUAUCGAAACAAAAAGUUGCAUUUGUUCGAAGAAGAUAAUGUCAGGAUGGUUCCAUUGUCGUUAAACAUCGAUCCAAUGUCAGAUGAAGCGAAAAAGCUUGGAAAAGAAAUUAAAGAAUUUUAUUUCGGUGACAAACGAAUUGGACCUGAAACACUUCGUGAAUUUAUUGACUUUAUGACUGAUUAUCACUUUUCAAUUUCUUAUAUAAUGUCAGGUGAACUUCAUGCAAUUUACCACCCAAAUUGUAGUCAAUACAUUUUUGAAUUCUGUUUUGAUGGCAAACUUAACAUGUUCAAAAGGUUGUUAAAGAUGGAAGAAUUCAAAGGUGCUUGUCAUUUUGAUGAACUUUUCUAUCUUUUUGAUUCAAAAUUUGUUGGAAUGAAAGUCCCAAGAAACUCAAUUGAAUGGAAAAUGCGUGAAACGAUGUGCAAAAUGUGGACAAACUUCGCUAAAUAUGGCAAUCCAACACCCGAUCAUAACAAUCCACUGCCAAUCAAAUGGAAUUCAACUGCUCAUAUUACUCAUCACACAGGAAAAAUUGAUUUGGAUUAUCUUAGAAUUGACAAAUUCCCUCAACAUGAAAUUGACUGCACAAAAGAUCGUGACGCAUGUUUUCAUCGCAGCAUUUUUCAGCAAGAAUAUGUUGGAUCGGAAGAUUGUCUUUAUUUGAAUGUUUAUGUUCCACCAAGUGCAAAUGAGAAUAGAAAACUUCCAGUGAUGAUUUACAUUCACGGUGGUGGCUUCAACCUUGACAGUUCAUCAAUUGAAUGGUAUUCACCAGAAAAUCUCUUGAUGGAAGACGUGAUUGUCGUCACUUUAAACUAUCGGCUUCAUGUUUUAGGCUUCUUGAGCUUACCAAGUAUGGGAAUUCCUGGCAAUGCAGGUUUGAAAGAUCAACAGAUGGCAAUUGAGUGGGUUCAUGAGAACAUUAACAACUUCAAUGGUGAUGCAAACAACAUUUGCUUGUUUGGUGAAUCAGCUGGUGGUGCAAGUGUUCACAUGCAAGUUCUCAAUCCAAAAUCGAGAUCUUUGAUUAAAAGUGCGAUUUGUCAGAGUGGCUGUGCUCUUGGUGAUUGGGCUUUACAGCGAGAUGCUGUUGGAUUAUCGAGAAGACUUGCAAAAUUUCUUGGAUGUGAAAGUGACGAUGAUAAUGAAAUUUAUCAAACUUUAAUGAAAGCAUCAGCUUCUGACUUGUUUCGAUUGAGAACAAAACCACAAGAUCGUGACGAAGCAAGAAGAAAUUUAAAUUUUGCUUUCAAACCUUGCAUUGAACCUGAAUCAGAAGACGCUUUCAUGUCGAAGCAUCCACUUGAGUUAAUUAAAGUUCAAGAAAAUCAAAUUAACAUUCCAAUAAUGUUCGGAACGACUGAUAAAGAUGGACUUGUGAUGGUCGCUUAUUACAAAUAUAUGACGCAAUUAUUUAAUCGUGAUUAUGUUAAAUUAGUUCCAAGAUCAUUGAAUAUCAAUCCCAAUUCCCUUUCGGCUGUUCAACUUGGUGAAGAAAUUAAAAGAUUCUACUUUAAGGAUGCAGCGAUAUGCGACGAGACGAUUCCACAAUUCAUCGAUCACAUGACUGACUUUCAUUUCUUGACUCCACAAACAAUCGCAAACGAAGCUCAUGCAAGAUUUCAACGAAAUGGAAAACAAUUUUUGUAUGAAUUUCAGUUUGACGGUGAACUAAAUCAUUACAAGAAACUUCUUCAAAUGGAUGAUAUUCCUGGUGCUGGUCAUGCUGAUGAAAUUUGUUAUCUUUUCAACCAAAGAAGCUUUCAAACAAAAAUCGAUCUCAAUUCAAGAACGGGAAGAAUGCGCAAAAACUUAUGCAAACUUUGGUCAAAUUUUGCUAAAUAUGGCGAUCCAACACCAGAUCACGACAAUCCACUACCAAUAAAAUGGGAUCAUGUGAAGCCAUUAAUUAAAGAUGAAUUGAAAGUCGAUUUAGAUUACUUGAUGAUCAAUGAUGAAUUCAAAAUGGUUAAAAAUAUUAAUAAUCAUCGAAUGGAGUUCUGGCGACGAAUUUAUGAGAAAUUCAACACGAGUUUUAUUGUGUCAAAGCUUUAAAUGAUUUCAAAUUUGUCAAAAGUGAAUUUUCAAUGAAAAUUUGAUUUAAUAAUAAAACUGAAAUAUGGAAUUCGAGUUAAA